Messenger RNA from Corticium candelabrum, 1373 nucleotides. RefSeq lists its product as uncharacterized. The transcript has 11 exons. Gene Ontology annotation, molecular function: DNA binding. The record is from RefSeq and is a predicted model, not a curated record. The coding region runs from base 68 to 1291 and encodes 407 amino acids. Lineage: Eukaryota; Metazoa; Porifera; Homoscleromorpha; Homosclerophorida; Plakinidae.
UGAGCAAUGAUUAUACGUCCAUGUGCUCAGUUUUCGCUUAUUACCAAGUCUUACAACUUGGAGAUCAAUGGCAGAGAAGACGAAGACAAGAACCACACGACCCACACGAAUUAAACAAGGGGUCAAUCAACAAGAUGACUAUAUUUACGACAGUGCUGAACAGAGUGGUUCGAAUUGCUUGACGACUGUCAAUAUAAAGUUCGAUGCAGACAAUGUGAAAAGGGUGGUCACGGAGCCGUGGAGGCUGACAGAUAAGCAUGGAAACAUGGUUGCAUUCGACGAAGUUCGUCCACAAUGCAGGCUUUUCUGCUUUUACUCUCCGGACAAGACAUCGUACGCUUGCCGUGUGACAUCAGUCGUUACAAAAGGCACACUGAAAGGUGCACAACAAGGAGGCUCCAAACGGAAACUAGAAUAUGAUGAAACAGAGUCUCUUGUCAGAGAAGUCAAGAAAUGUAGAAAUGCUUCUCAAGCAAAGAAGGCAUCAUCAUCAUUACAACGAAGCAUGUCAAUAUCAGAUGAUAUAUCUUCUGACACAGACGAAUUAAACGUUGACUCGGAUGGAGGCAAUUGUGAGCAGUUAUUGUCAAUUCAGAAACCAGAGAAGUGUGUUGUAUCACCUAGUGGCAAGGAUCUUUUUCAAAAAGACAUACAAUGCAUAAAAAGCAGUUUACAACAAGUUCAAAACACUCUCCUGCUAGUGAAUGCUGCUCAGGCAGAGUUGAAAUCAACUGUUGACACAUUGACUUCUCAGUCGGAUACCAGCACAGUUAUGAUAGAGGAUAUACACAAAAUAUUGCUUAAGUACAAGCAGAUGAAGGUUCCUGUCAAAGUUGAGAAGACUGAUCUUCCACCUCACCAAGGUCAACAUACUCAAACAAGGAGCACAUCAUCAGUGGAAGAGCUUGACAGGUCUGUUGUUAUGUUGGAAUCACCGGCUGCUCCAUUUCCUAUACAAGAUGCUUCAUCAAGUGAAGUUGCGUUUGUUGGAGACAGAAGACUGAAUGUGAUGGUUCCUUUUCUGUGCUUAAACAAAGCUGAGGCUGCACUUAACAGAACAGAGUUAGCAAGGAACCUGCUAGACACUCUGUUUUCUAAGAAGGAGCAGGCUUCCAGCAGCAUAACAGGGAAAGGACAAGAAAAGCGACAGCUGGAUGUGAAGAAAAUGGAAGCUUUAAGAAGUCACUGUAUGCUGAGAUUUCCUUUGGGUCCAGAUGAAAACCUAAAGGUCGUUUUGAACAAGGUGAACAAAGUGCUUGGAGACAAGUGCCGAUUUCAGUCUAAGAAGUGACUGGUGUAGUUUAUGUGAGACUUGUUGCAGUGUAGUACUGUAUAGUAGAGAUCGAUAUUCUGAAUUGAUGUGGCAUUGAUAU